Messenger RNA from Salvia hispanica, 1293 nucleotides. The record is from RefSeq and is a predicted model, not a curated record. Lineage: Eukaryota; Viridiplantae; Streptophyta; Magnoliopsida; Lamiales; Lamiaceae.
AUUAUUGUCAUUCAAAAAUAUUCAGUGCAUGUAUGUGUAUAAAAGAGGCAUCGACUAACAUGUUCUAGACACAAAAUAACUCUUAUAGUGAGCAAAUGGCAUUCCAAAAUGGAGAAGUGUCCACAGCUGACCUUCUUCAAGCUCAAGCUCAUGUUUGGAACCACAUGCUCGCCUUCGUAAGCUCGAUGUCCCUAAAAUGUGCGAUUCAAUUAGGCAUACCCGACGCGAUCCACAAGCACGGCGAACCUAUAACGCUCUCUCGAUUGGUUGAAUCUGUUAAUGCUGAUGUCAGCAAAUCCCAAUGUAUCCACCGCUUGAUGCGGGUGUUAGUCCAAUCCGAGUUCUUCACCGAAGUGGCCAAUCAAGAGGAGGUGCGGUACUGGCUGACGCCAUCCUCGCGCCUUCUCUUGAAAGAGGCACCUCUCACGGUGGCACCUCUCGCGCUGCUCAUGUUGGACCCCGUCUUGACAGAUUCAUGGCACCAUAUGAGUGAAUGGCUCACCAGCGAGAACCACCUCACGCAGUUUGAGGCAGUGCAUGGGUCGAUGUUCUGGGAGCAUGUGGCACAUGGGCCGGGCAUGGGUACUUUGUUCGAUGAAGCUAUGCGUAGUGACUCAAGGCUCGUGGCCAGUGUACUUGUUCGGGACUACAAGCAUGUGUUUGAGGGAAUCAAGUCACUGGUUGACGUCGGGGGUGGUACUGGGACUAUGGCUAAGGCCAUCGUUGAGGCGGUUCCCAGCAUCAAAUGCAUUGUUCUCGACCUCCCACAUGUUGUGGCCGGCUUGGAAGGCACGAGCAAACUGAGCUAUGUGGGGGGAGACAUGUUCGAAGCUAUCCCUCCAGCCGAUGCUGUUCUUCUCAAGUGGAUAAUGCACGACUGGGACAGCGACAACUGUCUCAAAAUCCUAAAGAGAUGCAAAGACAUUGUGAAGAGCAACGGCAGCACGGGAGCAAAGGUGAUAAUCAUUGACGCGGUCCUGGACAUCAACAGAGAGGAUGACAAAGUUGUUAAUGAUCAACUCUACUUCGACAUGACGAUGAUGGCUUACUUCAACGGGAUAGAAAGAAGUGAGAAAGAAUGGGCAAAGCUUUUCUCUGAUGCUGGCUUCACUAGCUACAAAAUUACUCAUGCAUUUGGUGUUAGGUCUCUACUUGAGGUUUAUCCUUAGAUACAUACCGUGGGCCAUAACACCGACGGUCUAUAUAUUGUCUAUUCGCACAUAUACGUGUGGACGUAUUUCACAAUGCAUAGCAUGAUUAUAAAAACAAUGUACUAGUAUAUUUACCUUUCAA